AUGUCUACCGGAGACCCUGGGUCCCCACUGCCGGCACCGCCACCACCGGUAUCCGCCACCAGCGUCCAGCCCCCCCGCGACCGGAUCCCGAUAAGCUCGAAGAAGACGCAAGUCACGGGCCCCGCCACCGCCGCACCCAACUAUGCUGCCGCUGCGAGUCAGAUGGCGGCUCAAACACCUGAACAACAGCAACAACAACAACAGCGUGCCAAGGCUCUGGGCAGCCUCCUACAAGCCAUGGGUGCUGUACCCGGAAACCGCAUGGAUCGCUGGGUCCAGGCCAUCUACUUCGCCGAACUCUACCCCGUCGCCACCGCCACAUCGCUGAAAUUUUCGGCCUUGAACGCGAACCGGUCCGUCGAGAACAUCUUCGAUUACGCCCUUGAAGUGACUCUGUCUCACCAGAGCGCCUCGCGAGCGACUCAUGCCGACAAGAUCGAUCUCGUGGCCUACGUCACGAGGCUGCUAUCGCCCAUCUCUCCUAUCUGCUUUGAGCCUGGAGUUCCUCUGCCGGACCAUCUUGCGGCUUAUCAACCACAGAUCUUAGGCGUACAACAUUCAUCAAUCCUGCGUAAUGGGGCGGCUCACCAUCGCGUUACGGUUGGGUUCGUCACCGGCGAGGCACGUGACGCGGCGCUCACGACGCCCCCCGCUCUCACUUGGCGAUCGGCGAAGGCCCGCUUCGCGAAGUCUCACAGGUUCCACCAUAACAUGGUCGAGCUUCGAAUCAACGUCGGUGUUCAAGGAGUGCCCUCCAUGGAUGCCAUCAUCAAAUCGUUCCAAUCACUUGUGCAAGACCUGUCAGGCAAGGGACAUUCAUGCCAACUUGUGCAGGUUCUGCGCGUUAUCAGCGUGGACAACGCCUCGGCCUUCGCCCACGUUGCCGGAGACUACUCGGCUUUCCUACACUUCGAUGACGACUCCCUAUUCCAACGCCCCAACACGACCUUGAAGGAGAUUCUACCUUCGAGGAUCGACCUUCCCACUCGAGGCAUCCCGGUUACCGCCCUUCGCCAUGACUAUGAGAAGGAGGCGGCUUGCGGUAGGUGCCACUUUGUGGGUCACGUGGGAACCUGCGGACUGGAUCAGGAGAGGAAGCGGAAGGAGGCUCACAACGGCAUCAUCAACAGCAACAAAAACACCAUCACCCACAACACCAACAUCGCGGAGGCCGAGGCCCCCAUUCCUGUGCUGGUUGUUAACAGGAUCGCAUCACAGAAUCACUUCGCCGGGCUCGAGGUCGAGGAGGGACAGGAGGAAGAGGUAACUGGCCAGGGCGAACAGGGACCGGAGGAAUCGGGGGAGGAAGACGCUGGUGAUAAGGCGGAUGACGAGGACUCGGAGGACUCGGAGAUGGAAUCGGAGGCGGCCGCGAAAACGGAGGUCAUCAAAAUUGAAAGCGAGGACGAGUCGGUCUUGGAGGACUGCAGCGGAUCCGAUGGAGAGGUGAUUGAUGAGAAUGAGGUGAUGGCGGAUGAAAGAGGUGAAACGGAAGGAGAGGUGGCUACGGAGAUGGAGGAAGAGGAGGUGGCGACGGAGGUGGGCGAUGUGGACGAAGCGAGGGGAUCGACGAAAGCGGAGAAUGCGGAAGCGACGGACUUAGGGGAAACGAACAGGCUGGACAAUGACGACGACAGCGACGCCACAGCAACCGCCGCCACCGCUUCCCGCGAAUCGACGCCGCAUGAACCAACCCCACCUCUGUCACCCGAAACUCUCGCCAAGUCGCUACGCGAGGGGGAGGAGUGGGACAGGAUCAGAGCUAACUGGGUUGAGCAGGCACGACUUGAGCGGGACCAAAGCAUCGAGAGGAGGCUCAACGCUGAAACCCCUCUGGUGCGUCACAACUUUGCCACGUGGGACGAGGACGGUGAGAUACGCUCCAUCAACAUCAGGGGGACCGCUGCGAAGUUCAAGAAGCAGGUGAUGAAGAGGUCGCAGACUGCGGCGGACCUCAGUGACCCAAGUGACGAACCGACCGACGCCAAGCGAGUCAUCAUCAAAGGGAAGAGCCGCGUCGUGGUGAAGGAUGGAAUAGAGGGGCGGAGGGUGACGAGGUCGAUGUCGGCGGCAGCGGCGAUGCAGGUCGAGGUGACGAAGGUGGACAGAGGGAAAGGAAGAGGGGUAGCUGAGGAAAAACGAUGGUCCGACCACGAGCCCGAGGACGAUGUCCUGCCCGCCCUUCCCCUCUUUGAGGACGUCACCACCGCCAAGAGCGCCUCGACCUCGACUACCCAUUAAUGAUCAAGCACACCAUCAUCACCUGGAACGUAAGAAGGGGCAUGGGGGUCCCGGAAAAACGACGUAAUAUCUACACCUACCUUUCCACAUUCAAAGCUUCCGCGAUUCUCUUACAAGAGCAUUUCAUCAGACCACAAUUCUGGCAGCUCAUCAAGGACGAGUACGAGGGCAAGCUCUUCAUCAACCAGCACUGCCUGACCCUGAUCCCGGCCGACUCGCCCCUGAUCGACGCCGAGCUCUUGCGCACCCACUCGGCACUCGACGGCCGGCUCCUCGUCACCUCCUUUCGUCUGCGGGGCGACAUCAAAAUUCUAGAAAUCAAUAACCUCUACGCGCCCGUUGACCCAAAACAACGAGCAAAAUUCUUCGACAAACUGAUCCUCCACAAAACACAGAAAUCCCACCUCCGACUCCUUGGCGGCGAUCUCAACGACUGCCCGCGCCCAGAAGUCGAUCGGCGGAACCAAAGUCGGCGCGGCCACCACUGGCCGAUUCUGAUGGGCAAGCUCGACUCGGCCUACACGGACUGCAUCCGCUACAAGCACCCCAUCACCCCAUCUUUCACUCGACCUAAUCCCAAUCGCAAGCGACCCAACUCCUUCUCCCGGCUUGACUACUUUCUCCUACAAAGAGCUCACCAAAAAAGGCUCGACCAGGCCUCGACGAUCUACGACUAUCCCAAGGAUCUUUCCGAUCACCGACCGGUCUUGAUCGUACUAGCUCUCUCAGACGAUCUUGAUGCGGCUCUCCCACAGCUCAGCCUACCUACCACAUCCGACCAACUACAUCGAAUCAAUACCACAACCUUCAAGACGGUGGAAUUUCAGCGGAUGAUGGAAGGAUGGUUGGAAGGGGCAAGCGGGGAGGAUCCGGUGCGAGAGCUUGAGGAGGUUCUGGAGGCGUGCAGGGACAGGGGUGGGGAGAUGGCGAGGAGGCUGCAUCGGGAGCGGACGGAACGGAUGGAGUAUUUGGUGGGGAGGGUGCAGGAUCUGGAGGCGUUACCGGUAUGGGGGGAGGCGGAAACGGCAGAAUGGACAAGGACGUCCGAGGAACUCAAGCGGGCGGUCGAGGAGCGCGCGCGCCUACUCCGGAUCCGAGCCCACGUCCCCGAGAUCGCUUCCGAGGAACGACUGUCGCGGCCGGUCCACGCCAAGCUCGCGGCGCGGAACUCGGACUCCAAGAUCACAGCACUGCGCUUGGGCAACGGAGAGCUAACGCAUGACAUUGAUGUCGCUCUUGACCACACGCAGGCGCAUUUCCAGCGCCUCUACCACAUCGAGCCUCGUGAUCCGGAACGCGUCGACCGACUUCGGGACGAACUCCUCGUGCCGAUCAGGGCGGCACGGACUUGCGACGACCCGCGCUCAGAUCCGCUCUUUCUGCGCCGACUCUCGGAAGCGCAGAUUGAUCUCCUCCAGCAACCCAUCACCGAGGACGAGGUCGUGGCCGCGAUCGGGACGACGCACCCGGGGAGAUCGCCGGGCCCGUCGGGCGUGCCUUACGAACUCUAUCAGACCGCACCGGAGGCGUGGUCCAAGGUGCUGACCAAGGCCUACAACGCGAUGAUCGAGCGCGGUUCACUCUCUCCCAAGCAGGGCCAGGGACUCGUGCGCCUCAUCUUCAAGCGCCACAAGAAGAAUGCCGAUCGCGCCGAACUCUCGUCGUAUCGCCCCAUCACCCUGCGCGAGUGCGAUUACAAGAUUUUUACCAAGGUCUACGUCGCCCGAUUGAACCAAAUUCUGCCCGAUCUCCUCCCGCCGCAGCAGCACGGCUUCGUCAAGGACCGCCGAUCGGCCGACGCUGCACUACACCUUCGUCUCCUGAUCGAGGAACUUGGCGCGCGCAGGACCGAGUUCCCCGCGGCCGCGCUCUUGUCUCUUGACCAAUCAUCCGCCUACGACCUCGUCGAGCAUGACUGGAUCUUUGCCAUCUUCGACGCUCUGGGCGCUCCUACCACCUUUCUUCGCGUGCUGAGGAUGCUCUACUCGGGUGACUCGACCUCGGCGCGCUACAUCAUCAAUGGGUUCCUGACGGCGCCGGUGCGACUGACGUGUGGGCUCGGCCAAGGGGACCCGGCGUCAUCGUCGGUCUGGGACAUCGUGUUUCAGCCGUUCCUGGAUGCUCUACACCGUCGAAACAUCGCGCUGAAUCUCUCCAUACCUGCACUUCAUCCGUACCCACAGAGCCGCGCCAUUACAUCACUUGCAUUUGCCGAUGACGUUGUCGUCGCCGUCGCGGGCUUGGAGUCACUCAACUUGCUCGAUGACCUGGCGCUCGACUGGAGGCAUGCAACGAAUGGCCGGCUCAACACGGACAAGACGGUCGUCCUACCGAUUGGACGUCGCUGGGACCCUGGGGAACGGCCAAUCGUCGUCAAGGCCGCAGGCGAGUCGCUCGAGUGGAUCGGCCUCCCCUUCGACCCCAGCGGCGACACCGAACUCGCCUACGCGAAUCUCAUCGAACGGCUCGAGGCGACGCUGGAAGCGGUUCAGCAUCGCUGGCUCACGCACCACACCCGUGCCUUUUACGUCAAUCGGUACGCCAUUCCCAAGAUCCUGCAUUUCCUUGCAGCCGACAUCCCGCCGCCCGAAGUCGUCAAGAAGCUCGAUGACAUGCUCGUCGAUUUCGUCCGUGGGGGCAAGGGCAGGACCAGCUACGGCAGAGACAUUGUGUUCACCGCCAAGAACAAGGGGGGACUCGGGGUGAUAAGGAUGCGGGACGUUGUGGACGCGGUUGCGGCACGGCUCUGGGACGUUCUUCUCGGCGGUUCCGGCGCGAUUUGGCAAGGACUUGCGCGCGCAUCACUCCAGCGAGCUCAGCCCGACCUCGACCUGGCCACCGAUCUCUGGCCACAUCCAUCCACUCCCAUCCCCAACGACCUUCAUCCCCGAUGGCACGCCGCACUGGGCGUUCCGAAACUUCACGACGCGCAGGUCAACCCGAGGGCCUUGACCACCGCGAACUGCUCGCGCUGCCCACCCUGCUCGGCAGCCUCCACACCCCCAUCAGAGGGAGACAGACCAUCGACGCGGUUCAUGUACCUGACUACCUUCGUCUCCAGGGCUACCCGAAGGUGGCGGAUCUCUAUCGACGCGAGUUGUAUGCGGGUGGGGGGUUUCACCUCUGGACGCCGCCGGCGGAUGUGCUCGGCGACAACAGCGAGUACGAUCGACGCGGGCUCCCGCAGCGACUGGCAAUCGCGGCCUGGUACCGGUUCACUGUCGAUCGACACAAGAACACCCCCUUGGCGGCGGCGGUGGCGGCGGGACGACUCAACGUGCCUCCCCGGAUCGGCACCAGCGCACCACUCGAGGCGAUCAUCCCCAAGCCCGUGGCCCGCUUCGCAAUGGAGCAGCGCCUUCCGGACCCGGUGCUUCCACAACAGGCGAGCCAGUAUACGCUGCUGAACAUGGCUCGCCCCUACACAGUCCGUCGCAUCCGCCGGGUCCUGAACGCGAAGGCAUUUACCAACAUGCUCGGGCUCAAGGGACCACCGCAGCCGGACGACCUCAGGAGCUUCUGGAAGGCAGUCAACUCGAAGGCACUGACGCGAGGGAGAGGGAAGUUUGGUUCAAGCUGAUCCUCCGCUUCACCCCGACGCGCAAACUCCAGCACGAGCAAAAGCAUGUCACUUCUCCCGCGUGCCUCGUGUGCGAAGCGCCGGUGGACGACACCGAUCACUACUUCUUCGGCUGCGUCGACUCGCGGAACGUCUGGACCGCGGCAAGGGGCGUGCUCUGCGACGCGCUCGGAUGCGACACGAUCGAGGACGCCGAGUACACGACACUACAACGACUCUUUGGCCUCCCCAAGCUCAAGGCCAAGCUCAGCGAACAGGAAGGCGCAGGCAGGACGAUCGAGAUCUUCACGGGGAUGGUCUUGGAGAUGAUCAGCAGUGGGAGAUGGAGGAUGCAGAAGCACGGGACGAGGAUGGAAAGCCUGGAGCGGAGGAGGGUGGUACUGGAGGAGAGGAUGAAGUUGAGGGCGGGGGGAGCAAGGGGCGGGCGAGGGCAGUAG
Molecule: messenger RNA, 6258 nt
Organism: Microbotryum saponariae
Lineage: Eukaryota; Fungi; Basidiomycota; Microbotryomycetes; Microbotryales; Microbotryaceae
Source: the annotation of a GenBank genome assembly